Molecule: messenger RNA, 558 nt
Organism: Caenorhabditis angaria
Lineage: Eukaryota; Metazoa; Nematoda; Chromadorea; Rhabditida; Rhabditidae
Source: the annotation of a GenBank genome assembly
AUGCAAGUCUUGACUAUUGUUUUGUUGGCUGCCACCAUCGCCGGAGUUAGGUAAACUCAAAAUUAUCAAAAUUUCACUAUAACUAUGCAGAUUUUCAGCGCAAACAUCCACUGUUUCCAAUGUACAUCAAAUGAAAACAAGGUUUGCGAACAAAACGACGAAAAUGAUCUCAAAGCGUUCAACAAGGUAUCAUUUGUAUAUUUGUUAACACUUGAAAAACACUUUUGAACGCAGGUUUGCGGACCAAACAAUAACCAAAAAGCCAUCGGAUGCCGUAAAAUUUCGCAAAACGUUGAAGGAGAAGAAAUCAUCGUAAGAGAAUGCGCGUAUUCUGGAGAAAAUGUUGAUGGACUCAAGAAGACUGGAAAUCACGCUAUCCAAUUGUACUAUUAUCAAUGUACCAACGAAAAGGUAUUCAUUUUAUUUAUUGUGUUCGAUUUUUGAAUGUUAUCAAAACGAUUAUAAUUUUUUCAGGACAAUGCUCCAUGCAACUUUGUUCAAUCAACUUUCUCAAUGGUUACAAUUCUCUCAGUUGUCGCUUUCUACUUGUUCCAAUGA